AUGGCAACCCUUGAUACUCAUAUCGUUGGUAGAGGUCCAGGCCAGUAUAGGCGAGAGCCUUUCAAAGGGUGGCGUACACUACUGAGCAUCAGCAUGCACACGUUUUUGGUUGAACAUUCCGCCAAUGAUACAACUUUGAGAGAUUUCUAUGUCCGGAUAGCGGCGUCGGACUUGAAUGCGGAGAGUAAGAACAAGGGAAGACCCACUUGUCACUUCAUAACAGCAGUUGUAGUUGUGUCCUUAGCUUUUCUUGUGGUCCUCAGUGUGUCGCUGGUGAUUAUUAGGACGAGACGGUCUGCUCAUGCAGCGGACGACAAUUUGAUGCAUUUUGAAUAUCGAGUUCUGAAGAAGGCGACAAAGAACUUCUCUGAGAAAAUCGGGGAAGGCGGGUUUAGUUCUGUUUUCCGGGGAGUACUGCCAGACUUAACUCCUAUAGCAGUGAAGAAACUUUUGAACCAAAACCAAAGUCACAAACAGUUCCUCGCGGAAGUUAGAACUAUAGGAACAAUACAGCACGUCAAUGUGGUUCGACUACGCGGUUUUUGUGCAGAAGAGUCGAAAAGGUUCCUUGUAUACGAGUACCUUGCAAAUGGUUCGCUCGCAGCUCAUUUGUUUCAGAAAGGUUCCAGCACCCUCGAUUGGAAAACCAGAUACCGCAUUGCUAUUGGGACUGCUAAAGGAUUGGAGUACCUUCAUGAGAGGUGUCGAGAUCACAUCAUACACUGCGACAUCAAGCCAGAGAAUAUACUGUUGGGUUCAGAACUCGUACCGCAGAUUGCUGAUUUCGGCCUGGCUAAGCUCCUGGGACGGGAUGUCAGCCGCGUAAUCACCACCAUGAGGGGAACCAGAGGGUACCUCGCACCAGAAUGGAUUACAGGAGGAGCCAUCACAUCGAAAGUCGACGUUUUUAGCUAUGGAAAGCUGCUCUUUGAGAUCAUAUCGGGAAAGAGGAACAUUGAGGAGCUGAAUAGUGAUAUGCGCCACUAUCUACCACUUCAGAUAGCUAAUUCAAUCGCCAAAGGAGAAGAAGUCUUGUCCCUCGUGGACCGCAGAUUGAACGGACUCGUGGAGAUGGAAGAAGUGUGCAGAGCAUGGGAAGUGGCUUGCUGGUGCAUUCAAGACAGCGAGCGAGAUAGACCAACUAUGUCUCAGUUAGAUGUACUAUUUAAACAUUUAUAUGAUGCCCUGAUGGCAACUCUUGACACUCAUAUCGUUAGUAGAGGCCCAUGCCAGUAUAGGCAAGAGCCUUUCAAAGGGUGGCGUAUGCUGCCGAGCAUCGGCAUGCACACGGUAUUCUUUAGUAUAAGGCGAAAGAAUAGUUUGCUCUGUGCACACCGCGUGGCUGCCUGA
This is a messenger RNA of Rhodamnia argentea, 1350 nucleotides long. Its product is annotated as G-type lectin S-receptor-like serine/threonine-protein kinase At2g19130. The record is from RefSeq and is a predicted model, not a curated record. The transcript is spliced from 3 exons. Bases 1 to 1350 code for a protein of 449 amino acids. Gene Ontology annotation, biological process: protein phosphorylation. Lineage: Eukaryota; Viridiplantae; Streptophyta; Magnoliopsida; Myrtales; Myrtaceae. Gene Ontology annotation, molecular function: protein kinase activity; ATP binding.